ACACAACAACGGCCAGCACAGUCGUCUUUGCGAGCUCGAAUACGCUACACGCGGCCUGCGCGAUAACCCCAACCAGUCCAACAACUGAUUACACGUACUGUGGGCGAUAAUAUCCACACACAAGUGCUGCUUCCCAGAAUCCUGCCAACACGCUUUAUAUAAGACAUAAAAUUAUACAACCGACGUGUUUUUGUUAUUUUUGUUUUUACUGUGUCGUGCGACGAACAUUUUUUUGUUGCUUUCAGCUUUUUGAAGGCAAAAGUGCAAUAAUAUAAAGGAAGGAAGUACGCUUUUGUACGCAAUAGUUUCGAGGCCCGGCCUUUACAAAAGACAAAAGAAGAGUACCCGCCAAUUUAUUUGUGAUUUCGAUUCUUCGUCCAAUCAGUGUUUUUGUAAUAUUGAAAUUUUUUGUUCACAUUGUUGUUGCUGUCUUUGAGCACGUCCUUUGGCACAGCAAAUAAGUACACGUUGAAAAGUAGAAACUUAAAAGAAGCAGAAACAGCGAAAAACGGCAAAACAGUAACGAACUUUAAUACAACAACAGUUUUGUGUAAAUAAUUUUACAAAAAUAAUCAUAAAGAACCAAAGCAGAAGAGAAGGUCAGACAAGACAAAACAACAAGUCAAUUCGCUUUGGCAAAGUACUGAAAAAAGUGAAGGAUAUCGAGUGUUCCUAGAAUAACCAUCAAUCGUCGAAGCCCAUUUGAAAAGCUGCAAAAAGCGCAACAAUCUCAGGGAGCUUUAGAGCUAUCAUAUUACCACUGAAGGAUUUAUUUAAUCCUUGAUAUACUUCAAAUACCUCAAUAAAGGCUUAAUUUUUUAAUCGGACCAAGAGAACUUACUCGGCAGCAGUAUGGUGCACGGUGCGAGUCAGACCAACUCCAAAACAUUUCCGCAAUAUGUGGCCGCUUUAUCGGCUGCUGGGGGUGCCUUCGCCGCUGGUACCCUGCUCGGUUGGACAUCACCGGCAGAGGUGAAAAUUUACAAUGGCGCUUACGAUUUCCCCGUGAGCAAAGACGAAUUCUCCUGGGUCGGUUCGGCCAUGACAUUAGGUGCGGCUUGCGUCUGCAUACCCAUUGGCAUACUGAUCAAUUUGAUUGGCCGUAAAUUGGCCAUGUUACUGCUGGUCAUACCGUUCACCAUCGGUUGGGCUUUGUUGAUCUGGGCACAAAAUGUCGCUAUGAUGUAUGCUGCACGUUUCCUGCUGGGUAUUGCUGGUGGCGCUUUCUGCGUAGCCGCACCAAUGUACACUGGCGAGAUAGCGCAAAAGGAAAUUCGUGGCACGCUUGGCAGCUUCUUUCAACUUAUGAUAACGGCUGGUAUAUUGUUUGUGUAUGCCAUUGGAGCUGGCCUCAACGUCAUGUGGAUGAGUAUUGUUUGCGGUUUGAUACCAUUGAUCUUCGGUGUCAUUUUCGUCUUCAUGCCAGAGUCUCCCACCUACUUGAUCAUUAAGAAUAAGGAUGAAGACGCUGUCAAAUCCAUUCAAUGGCUACGUGGCAAGGACUAUGAAUACAAGGCUGAGAUUGAGGAAUUACGCGAAACCCAAGAAAAGAUCAAGGAAAAUGAAGUAUCAUGGUUGGUCGGUCUGUCACGUCCCGUUACUCGCAAGGCUCUGUUUGUCAGCUUGGGUCUUAUGUUCUUCCAGCAAUUGUGCGGUAUCAACGCUGUCAUCUUCUACUCGGCCAAAAUUUUCGAAGACGCAAACACCGGCAUUGACGCGAAUCUUUCCACCAUUGUCGUCGGCAUCAUGCAGUUCAUUGCCACCUUUGUAUCGACAAUUGUUGUUGACAAACUUGGACGCCGUCUAUUGCUGCUCACCUCGGGCACCAUCAUGGCGCUGUCCACCAUUUCCAUGGGUGUCUACUUCUACUUGCAAGAUCAGGAUGCCGCAUCAGUUACCAACAUCGGUUGGUUGCCCGUCGUCAGCUUGUGCUUCUUCAUUGUGCUCUUCUCAAUCGGUUUCGGCCCGGUGCCAUGGUUGAUGAUGGGCGAAGUAUUCGCUGCUGACAUCAAGGGCGUGGCUGGUUCCAUUGCCGGCACAACCAAUUGGGUUUUGGCCUUCAUUGUGACCAAGACCUUCGUGAACUUGACCGAUUCCAUUGGCAAAGGCGAAACCUUCUGGCUCUUCUCGGGCAUUACAAUUGUUGGUGUAUUCUUCGUGUACUUCAUUGUGCCCGAAACCAAGGGCAAGAGUUUGAACGAGAUUCAAGCCGAGUUGGAGGGCAAACACGCGAGCACAGCACCUGCAGCAGUCAAUGGCGCUGUUUAAAUGAGAACGGGAGAGCGCGAGAAAAAGAUGAGAACGGAAAAUAGAGGCGGUGUAUAACUCAGCAACUACACGAGUACACAGGGAAUGGAAGGAAGAGUUGCAGUUCGAACUUCAUUUUAAUGUUGUGCGUAGAGUUAGCGUUUCUAUUUUCUUCAAAAAAGCGAAAGAAGUGGGUCCGCACAGGCAGUCGGCUGGCGGAAAUAUGCAUUGCAUGUAUUAAUGCUUUUCUAAUUUAAUUUAAUUUUUUAAUUUUAUUGGAAAAGUAUUGCAUCAUUUUAGUUAAUAACAAUACAUAUACCGCAUGAUACAUGAUCACAUACAUACAUACAUAUGAAUAUAGACUCUAAUAUUAAGCCUUAAUGUUAAGUUAAAGCGCAUACAAGACGAGAGGAAAAGCAGUUAUUUAUUAAAAAAAAAAAGAAAAGAAAAAUCUGCAAUAUUACGCUUUUCCUUCGCCUUCACUAAUUCUACAACAAAGAAUUUAUAAUUUAAUGAUGUAUGUAAGCUUAUAGUAGAAAUGUAAUUGUUAUAAUUUUAAUAUGUUAUUUUACCGUAAUUCGCAUUAUGUACACAUUAUAUAUUUAUAUUUUGUUUUGUGUUGGCAACUCAAGCUGUUUUAAAAUAUUUAUAUACACACAUGCAUACGUAUUUGUGAGUGAAAUUUUAAUCUGUUUGUUUUGUUGUAACCUAAAAAUAACUUAUAUACUCACUUGUGUCUAGGAAAAUGCAAUUUUAUGUAAAAGUUUUUAGGUGAUAAAAGCAUUUUAAUUUCAUAGAAACCCACACAAACACGAGAAAAAGUAAUUUAAUUCAUAAAAAGUAAGAAAUAUAUGUAUAUCUUUUGCUUAUUGAAAAAAAUAUAUUUUUUUAAACACGAACAGCGUUGUAAUUUCAAAACAAAAAUCGAUUUCAAUUAUUUUUUUUUUUGUAUAAAUUAUGUUUUUAUUUUUUUGAAAAACGAUUUUGUUAAAAAUAAAACAAUCAAAAACAACAACAACCGUUGCAAAUUGAAAAAUACAUUUUUUUAUUUAAAAAUUUUAAUUGAUUUUGUUUUAUUUUUUUAAAUAAUAUAUAUGUUUUUUUAAUUUUUAUUUUAAAGAAAAUCGAUUUUGUGAAAGAAAACAAUUAAUAACAACAAAAAAUGUUGCAAUUUGAAAAAUAAAUAAAUUUUUUAUUUUAAAAAUUGUUUUUAUUUUAAUUUUUUAAUAAAUUUUUUUAAUUAUAAUUACUUUAUUAAAAAUCGAUUUUGUACAAAAAUUAUUCAAAAUUUUUUAACACUGUAUUUAAAAAUAAUAAUAAUAAUUUAAAAGCAAAGCAGUAAAGAUGACAUGAAAAUAAAACUAACAGAGAAGACUGAAGGUCACGAGAAUAUCCUAAUGAAAUUACAGUUAUAAUCAAAUGCAUGUAAUGUUGAAAAAUCAAGUUGUUGUAAAAGUUUAAGCUGUUUUCAGAGUUAAGUUAGGAGGGUUAGCAACGAGAAACGUGAAUGUGUGUGUAAAGUAUGUAAUCUAGGUUUGUUGGUAAACAAAAAAAAAAAAUAAUAAUAAUUCAAUUUAAAGUAUUGCGGUUUGAAAAACUAUUAGCAGCAUACCACCAACCAAGCAUAUUAGAGUUUACAAAUACAAAAUAUUAUAUUACACAAAAAAAAAAAAACAAAAAAGAAA
Zeugodacus cucurbitae (melon fly) is the source of this 3932-nucleotide messenger RNA. RefSeq names its product facilitated trehalose transporter Tret1-2 homolog (gene nebu). Gene Ontology annotation, cellular component: membrane. Lineage: Eukaryota; Metazoa; Arthropoda; Insecta; Diptera; Tephritidae. The record is from RefSeq and is a predicted model, not a curated record. Gene Ontology annotation, biological process: transmembrane transport; carbohydrate transport. Bases 853 to 2268 code for a protein of 471 amino acids. Gene Ontology annotation, molecular function: sugar transmembrane transporter activity. The transcript is spliced from 7 exons.